UCGCACGACUGCGAUAUCUUCCCCUCGCGAGUGCGACAGCGCAACGUGGCCAUGUGGCUUCGACCGCGCGCGAUAUAAGGUCGAGGAUUCGCGCGAUUCCAUGCGAGCUCGCGCGACACGAAGCGCUGCCGGAUGACAACAACAACAACAACAUCGCAGCAACGACGGCAACAACAACGGCAGCAGCAGCGGCGGCGGGACAGGGUAUGAGCACGUUGUGCCCCGCGGCCGGGAAACUAGUCGAAUCUUGUUGCGAGUAACCGCGAAUGACACGACUGCUCUGAGAAUGCAGUCGCCAACGAGGAACGACGGCCUGCCGGUCGUCCUGCUGCUUCUGCUCGCCUCGGGCUCGCACUGCCUCGAAGUGAUAUACGCGAUCAACGCGGGCGGCGAGUCGCACACGGACAGCUACGGGAUACACUACGCCAGGGAUCCUCUCAUGAGCAAGGUCGGCACGGCCUCCGAUUACGGUAAGCAGCUCAUCAUAGGGCGUAUCGGCAACGUGGACCAGAUACUGUACCAGACCGAGCGCUAUCAUCACAACACCUUCGGAUACGACAUACCGAUCAGCCAGGACGGCAACUACGUCAUGAUACUCAAGUUCUGCGAGGUGUACUUCAACUCGCCGAACAUGAAGGUCUUCGACGUCGUGCUGAACGGCGAUCACACUGUGGUCACCGACUUGGAUAUCUUCGAGAGAGUCGGCCGGGGCGUCGCGCACGACGAGUACGUCCCGUUCAGGGUACAGGGUGGAAAGUUGAUAUACAAUGAUGAGGAGUCGGACAUUCUCGCGGGGAAGAUAAGAGUAGAAUUUAUAAAGGGUUACAGGGACAAUCCGAAAAUAAAUGCCAUAGCUGUUGUGAAAGGUGUUUUGGAUGACGUGCCGCAAUUGGGACCGAUACCGCCUGAUCCGGAGGACUACCAUGGUAUGCAAGAGGAGGAAGAAGAGACCACCUUGCGUAGCAGACACACGAGCGGGCCCAGGACGCCUGACCCGUACUCGAUAGACGAUUCGUCUGUAAUGUUACCUGUUUUUAUAGCCAUCGGCGCUUUCAUCCCAUUAUUGUUCUGUCUAUGUAAAUUAUAAGCGGUAACACACGCACACGUGCAUAGAAACGCCUUGUACUUAAACGGUAACAGUGUUCCCGAUUAUUUAGGCUCGCUCAGUUUACAAGAGGACGUCUAAAUAGUGUAAAUAAAUAAUCACUCGUCUAAGCUCCCUUGCGCCGCCAGAUUUAGCGCGUGAGAAUAUUUAUUAAUUUAAUAAAUAUAGAUAUAUAUAUAUUACCUGGGAUAUAAGUCCGCUUUCCGCACGUGAUUAUAGAUUUUUGAUAUAUUUUUAGGAGCAUUGUUUUCUCGAUGAACAUUGAUAUAAUUGUUCAUUUAAUUAUUCACCGGGUACUUUCUUAUAACCAGGUCUGAAUCAUAACUUAAGAUUAUACUAAUUCUUAAGCUCAUUCUUAGAAUUAGAAAAGUAAAUUUAGAAAAUUUACACAUACAAUUGAAUUAUUUCAUUUAUAGCUGAUAUAUUUGUUAAAAUCCUUCAGUUUCCAAUCGCGCGAGUUAAGAAAAAUGAUCGUUAUACCCAAGCAUUAAUAAUUGCUCCAAGAAUAAAUGGAAGUAUGUGAGAAUGGGACAUAUCUGGUGCAAAUUGUGCUUAAACAAAUCUCCAACCUUAAUUUCAGUGAUUCAAAUUUCUGACAAGUAGAUUCUUAUUGCUAGAGACCGUCUCGAUGAAAUUUAUUUAUGACUUUUUAGUAUGUAUUCUUACAUUUCUUGGCAACUAAGCUAUUAAAUUCCGAAAAAAUUACAUAAAGUAUUAUCGUUUAAUCGCGACAUUUUAACGUUUACAAAUCUCUUUUUCAUUUAAUGGAUUUUUUAAAUUAAAAAAAUGCUAAUUCGAUUUACAAUUGUAGGUCUAACAAACAAUCCCUUAGUAAAAUUAACGUUGGAGAUUCUGGGACACUCUGUAUACUUGUGCUCUGCGUAGCAGAUGUAUAUCUAAAACACAUAAAACUUUAAUAGACAACCUGAUUGUCCCGGAAGUCAACAUGUAAAAUUCAGAAAAUGGUCAUUUGUGCCAGUGAAAUUGUUUCAUCAUUGUUUUCCAUAUUUAUUCCGAACUCUUGUCUUAUAUGUAGGUACCUCGUGAUAUCACGAGCAUUUCCAACUGCUGUCAGCCAUCGAUUGGCAAAAGAAACGAAGGAAGUAUGCGUUUCACCGAAAUCGAAAUCGACUGUUACCUUAGUUCUUAGUAAUUACAACAAUUUGAUAUCAA
Messenger RNA from Vollenhovia emeryi, 2278 nucleotides. Its product is annotated as malectin-A. The record is from RefSeq and is a predicted model, not a curated record. Gene Ontology annotation, molecular function: carbohydrate binding. The transcript is spliced from 4 exons. Bases 287 to 1087 code for a protein of 266 amino acids. Lineage: Eukaryota; Metazoa; Arthropoda; Insecta; Hymenoptera; Formicidae. Gene Ontology annotation, cellular component: membrane.